This is a messenger RNA of Guillardia theta CCMP2712, 327 nucleotides long. RefSeq lists its product as hypothetical. The record is from RefSeq and is a predicted model, not a curated record. The transcript has a single exon. Bases 1 to 327 code for a protein of 108 amino acids. Lineage: Eukaryota; Cryptophyceae; Pyrenomonadales; Geminigeraceae.
AUGGAGUUAACGAUUAAGGAUAUGUUGAUAUUGAUGAAGGAGAUCAUGGAAAGGAUGAUGAUGGUGAAGAACGAGAUGAUGAUGUUGAUGAUGAUGAAGGAGAUCAUGGAGGUAAUGAAGAAGAAAAAGAAGAUGAUGAUUAAGAUGGAGAUGAUGAUGAUGCAAGUGAUGAUCGACAUAUCCUGGUCGUGUUUUCGCGGCAGCGCGCCAACUUUCGCUCUGCGUCGCUGUUCAGUAUGGACGGACGGUUUUGUGAGAGUGUUCAUGUACUGGGCAUCAUCCAUUCUCGUAGUCAGCAUUUGUGUCGAGGUGUAUCGAAUGAUCUAA